Molecule: messenger RNA, 4768 nt
Organism: Petromyzon marinus (sea lamprey)
Lineage: Eukaryota; Metazoa; Chordata; Hyperoartia; Petromyzontiformes; Petromyzontidae
Product: two pore calcium channel protein 1-like
Biological process (GO): transmembrane transport; monoatomic ion transport
Cellular component (GO): membrane
Molecular function (GO): monoatomic ion channel activity
Source: RefSeq, a predicted model, not a curated record
CACGGGAGUCGCACCCACAUUGUAUCCUUGUUACUUAUUACUGUUGAGCUGUCGUUCAACAUUAACGGUUGCCCCUGGCCUGUUUAAACGAGGGCUAUCUAUAUUGGGUUUAUUUUGAGGAAUGCUAGUUAUCCACCAGUCUUCUUGCCAUGAGAGUUCGGUAACCAUCUUCAUUGUGUGUGUGUGGGGGGGGGGGGUGAAGAAGAAGACAGUGGCUCGGCGAAUACAAAUCUUCAUCACCGGAAGGGUGAUGAAGGUGGGUCUUCGUCGCGUGGAGAGUGAAUCGUCCACCACGUCGGUAUAACAGACGUGAUCAAUUGAAGCGUCCACCACGGACGAGUGCGAGCGCUUUGGUGUCCAUCCAGGGAGGCGUGGGAGCUUUUGCAGCGAGCGGCAGUAGCUUGAGGGGCUCAUUCGUCACGGGAAGAGCGAGAGUUGCGCGGUGCCCGUCGCGAAACGACGGGAGGGAGGAGUGAUCAAAGCGUCCCAUCGCGGACGGAGGAGCAAUUGGCCCGCUGGUUUGGAACGGGGCCGGGGUGCUGGGGCAGGGUACUGGGGCCGGACUUUGCGCAGGAAGCGCCGUCACAUGACUGCCUCGCCCGUGUCUCCGCUACAGCUCGCAGAGUGCGCGUUCGUCUCGCUCGCUCUCUCUCGCUCUCUUUAAAAAAACAGAAACUUUUUUAAGCAACUUUUUUUUGUCGCGUAAACUUGCGACGUUCUAAACGCCGCCGCGGCACGCACGUCCCUGACUCCUACACGGGGGACUCGGAACUCGCGUUGAAGGCUUCCAUCUGGGGGGGAUGGUGGUGGUGGUGGUGGGAUAGGGAGGGAAAAAGACUGCGAACCUCGACAAAAACCGGUUCGAACGCCCUGGUGGUGCCCGGCCGAAUCGGAUUGCAGGGGAGAGGUUGUGCCUUCAAACCAAACACAGCUGCAAGGAGCAGCAACGGCAGUCACGAUGCAGCCUCAGGGUGGCGAGAACGAGCGGGGCCCGACAGACGAAGAGGCAUUCCAGCUCGCCGCCGCGUACGUCUCGGACGCGCAGUUUGCGCGAAACAUCCCCUUCCAAACGGCCCGCCGCUGCAUCUGGUACUACCGCCUGUACACGCGCUGGGUUACCUGGGGACCCAUGUAUGUGUUUCUGGCGUUGAACCUGGCUCUGGCCUUCCUGGAGACUCCUGCUAAACCUCAGCUGGAAUCACCUCUCUGGGUCACCAUGCUCCUGGAGAGCCUCUGCCUCGUGGCCUUCUCGUCUCGCCUCGUGCACCUGGCAAAGUUCACGGAGCGCAGCGUAUUUUGGAAGGACCCCAAGAACAUUUGUGUCCUGGUCACCAUUAUCCUGACGGUGAUCGACAUGGUUAUUUACGUUGCGCUCACGCACAGCGGCUAUUACAUCGUGAGGUGGUCGCGCGCCCUCCGGCCGCUCUUCGUCAUCAACUUCAGCGAGAGCAGGCAGCUGCGUCGCUCGUUCCGGAACAUCCGACGAACACUGCCGGAAAUCUUGGGCGUGCUGGUGCUCUUUCUCUUCAGCAUUGCCAUAUUCUCCCUCAUGGCCUUCAAGCUCUUCGGAAAAAGACAUUUGAUCACAGGCGAAGGAAAGCCGUACUUUCAGAACUACUUUAAUAUUUUCUUUGAGCUCUAUGUGCUGGUGACGACGUCCAACAGCCCUGACGUCAUGAUGCCAGCCUACAACAGCAGCAGCUGGUAUGCCAUUUUCUUCAUCAUCUACAUCGUGGUGAACACCUACCUGUUCAUGUCCAUCUUCCUGGCGGUGGUCUACAACAACUACAGGAAGCACCUCAAGAAUGAGGUUCGCAACUCGGUGUUCAGCAAGCGGCGGACGAUGGCCAAGGCAUUUGGGAUCCUGCGCGAGCGGCUCGGGGAGGGCUGGGCGGUGAGCCAGCAGAGCUGGAUGCAGCUGGUGGGGAUGGCAGUGCCGAGCAUGAGCCAGGCCCAACGCCUGCUGCUGUGGCAGGUGUCUGACGAGGAGCACACAGGGCACAUUGGCAAGCAGGCGUUCGUGCGGCUCACCGAUCUGCUCAACAUCGAGGUCAUCGAGACGAGGGGGCGGCAGCACCCCCUGCAGAGCUGUGCCCCCCGCGUUUACAGCUCCGCCGCAAGCCAGGCCCUGCGUCACGUCGUACAUCACAGGUUUUUCCGCUACUUCUUCGAUGGGGUCAUCCUGCUGAACGCGGGCUUCAUCGCGGGUGACGAGGCUAGCCUGGCGAUCCGUCAAGCCGAGUGGCUCUUCCUGGGCCUCUACGUGCUGGAGAUCUUGCUCAAGCUGUACACGUACGAGCCACAGACCUUCUUCUCACGCAGCAACUUCUGGAACUGGUUUGACGUGAUGAUCGUCAUCUCGGCUCUACUUGCAACGAUCAUCGUACAUUCCACCACGACCAGCACUCAGAUUUUGGACUUCUUGCUGAUCCUCCGUGUGCUGCGGCUGUUGAGGAUCGUUGAAAGUUUUGAGCGAUUCCGCGUGGUGAUUCACACCAUGAUCAACAUCGGCCCCACUAUGGUGACGUACGCAGGGCUCAUCAUGGUGUUUUACUACACGUUUGCCAUCCUCGGGAUGGAGCUGUUCCAGGGAAAGAUCCGAUUCUUUCCGGCUGGGAGCGCGGAUGCUCAGCCGUUCUGCGGGAACCCCCUGCUCAAUGGCUCCAAGUUCUACAACGAGAAGUACUGCAAGAACAACUUCAAUGAUCUCUCCUCCUCCUUCGUCCUGCUGGUGGAGCUCACCGUGGUGAACCAGUGGCAUGUUCUCGCCAGCGGAUUUGUGGCCGUUACCAACGUAGGAGCCAGGGUUUACUUCAUCCUCUUCCACAUGAUCGUCGUCAUCUUGGUCAUCAACAUAUUCAUCGCCUUCAUCCUGGAGGCAUUCAUCCUGGAGUACACGCUUGACAAGGGCGAGACGGAGUCGGCGAUAGAAAAGAAGAUCCAGGAGUUGGGGCUGGGCAUCGCCGAGGAGGACGUGGCGGGUAACGGCAUGGUGCUCGUCGACAACAUGGAGACGCAGGACCAGGAGCCGAGUGGCGUGGAGGCCAGCAAGCCCGCCGACAGCCGCAUCAUGUUCAAGAUAUCGGACAGGCGCUACAGGACGGUGGACACGCUGCUCCAGCGCAUGUUUGAGGAGGAGCUGGCGCCGGAGUACGAGGGGCCGUACGACGACCACGAAGACAUCGACGUCAGGCCCCAGCAGCUCACGCUGGACAACCUGGUCUAGGCAGGAGCUGGCAACGACGCGAAGCAAGGUCGACGGGCGUAGCGGUGGCGAGGGUGGAGAUCAGGGUUUUGGAGGUUCGUGGCUGAGUAGGCCAACGGUCUUUAUAACCACUGAAGCUGAAUGAAACUCUCAAUGCAAGCAUAACUCGCAACGGGGUGGCACGUGUUCACAAUUGGAAAGCCACUUAUGAUAAGUCUCACAGGUCUAGGGAGAGCUGUGUUAUCGUGACUUGUUCUUACGUUAAAUUCCAUAUUUAUUGUGCUAAUAUUUGAUAUUCAGCCACUGCAGUGUAUUUUUCUGAUUGUUGCUUAUUAUAAUUACAUGUCAUGCCUGGGAUUAAAGGACUAGUAGUACCAGUUAUUGGCCAACGUUAUUAUACACACAACUACCACAACUGUGAUUGACAGUGCCCUCGAUGUUUGUGUAUAUUUGAGUUAUAGGCCAGUGUUUUGUUAAUGACGGCAGUAAAGUGUUUUCAGCCUGCCAACUCAACUGCCAAUUCCAUUUACGUACAGUGUUAAAGUCUUGAGUUAUUAUAAUGGAAUUGUUUGAAUCGUAACAAGUGCAAUGUUGUUAAGCAUUACAAAUUCCUGUAUUUUCAUGAGAAGGCAGAUUCCGUGUUGGGGGGGGGGGGCAGUGAUGGGGCAGCUACGCAAGGCUGCUGCUGCUGUUGGGGCAGCUGAGACACCACGGGAGGGAUGCCGAAUUCACUCUCCUCCGGCAAGAUUUUGUUUCUGAUUAGCGUUAUCUGAUUCUUGUCAUUUUUUUGUUUACAUUGUCGUUGUCUAUGUGCACAAAGCCUCACAGCUGCAUCUUGCCUGAACUUAAUCGCAAUUAAAAUACGUAUAUGAUUGAGACCGAUGCUCUUCCACGUGGAGAAUUAAUCACUCGGGCAAAUUAGGGCAUUGACGUGGGCGUGAUUUGUUAAAAACCCAAGGGAAUGUAUAUUGGUCAUAACCCCUAUUGUGUACAUAAAAGUAUACGGAUCCUAAUUUAUAUAUGGACAAAAACACGUGGCUAACCGCCACACAACACGUGCACAAUGUACACAAUGCAAUCCCCUCUCGUGUACAUAUUCACCCAUCGAUAGACGCGUGCAGUGUCUGAGAAAAUGCCACGUUUACCGUCCCCAAUAGCUUGCACCGCCACAACGUGCACGUGGUCAAUCCACGAGCUACAUGAAGGCCUCCCUCACCCAAUCCGCGUGGUGAACACGUAUCACCGUAUCAUAAACAGCAGGCUGAGUCUGCUUCCAAUUAGCGUGUUUGCUGGAGUGCAUUGAUUUUUAUUUUAUUUUAAUAAAUGAGGUUUAGUAGGUCCGUAGGACGGAUACAACUAAUAUUUUAUGUGUAACUGGCAAGCGUGGGGCAAUUGCACCACGAUGGAAACGCAGUGGCUGAGGUUGCAUUGUUUGCCUUGGCAUCGGGUUAUGGGAGGGGAAAGCUGGAAGAAUGGCGACGACACACCUGUCAACCCCUUAUCAGUGCCUCCCUUAUUACGGACCAAUUCAGACCUUGUUGGUCACCCCGUGCCCUUAUAAAU